Messenger RNA from Aspergillus fijiensis CBS 313.89, 1174 nucleotides. RefSeq lists its product as uncharacterized. Bases 155 to 1078 code for a protein of 307 amino acids. The record is from RefSeq and is a predicted model, not a curated record. Lineage: Eukaryota; Fungi; Ascomycota; Eurotiomycetes; Eurotiales; Aspergillaceae. The transcript has a single exon.
UCAAAACAAAUCUGGUCAAUUUGAGCAUCGGAAGACCUGAGAUGUACAGUACAGAUACCAGUACAAAUCUUACCUACGUGAUCUUAUUGUUACCCCCUUCUAUCUUACUUCAUCCUCGAAAGAAAGCAAGGAACCGAGACAGAAAACCACAAUUAUGACAGGCGGCCCAGCCGCGACCCAGCCCGCAGCUUCUGCGUCCCAUGCACCUAAAGAUCGGUGGGAAGACUCUCCUGUUGACCGUGAUGUUCUCAGGGCCCACGAGUACUGCACUCAACGAUGCCUGCUGGGCCUGCAGCGCCAUGGUAAGCUGGACGAGCAGUGUCCCAACGUCGAACGGCACCGAGUCAACGGCAGCACCCACCAUCCCACUACUGUGGAGGAGCUGGUGGAGCAGAUCCAAUUGGGACUGGAUCACAACCUGGAGCGAGCGAUGCCCAUCGUCGGGCCCGGCUACGGACGCCCUGCUCGCCCUGGUGGCUCCGGCGCCCCCUUCAAGGUCGUCUCUCCCCGGUUCGGAUACGCGGUGGUCGGAAAAGGAACCCUGUGUUGUAUCUGGCCGCGCCUCGAACGGGAGGCGGAUGUGUACACGCAAAUUCUGAUGGCAGCACAGGGGUCCGCGGUGCCCGUGUUCCUGGGCAAGAUCAACCUGCAGCAGCCAUAUGAGCUAGAAGGCUUCGGACGGGUUCGCCACAUGCUUUUGAUGGGCUAUGGGGGCGAGGAGAUCGGAAUGGUGACGACCGUGGAUGAAUGGGACAAGUACAAUCAUCAAGCCACGUCCGCUCACGAGAUCGAGGACCUCGGGGUUAUGCACAAGGACCUGGCGCUUCGGAACGUGCUGUGGAAUGCGGAGCUGGGACGGGUCAUGAUCAUCGACUUCGAGGCGUGUGAACUCGUGCUGGACCGGAUCGCCGAGCGGCCUGCGUGGGUGCCAGAGGAGCUGGCGAGUCGCCCGUCGCAACAAAUGUCUUUGGGUAGGUUCUCAAUCGAGUCUCGUGGGCACUGCAGAUUCCACCAGGUGUGCUGCCAUUAUGACCCGGACGCGACUUGUCCCAAUAGAAAGUAUGGCUUACCACCAUAGAACUUCGUCUCUGGGCGAUCUGAUUUCUAUUCAUUCAGGGUUGAUAGAUUAGUUUAGCCAGAUUUCUUUCUUCAUGUAAUAGAAUUCAUGUCUGAC